Molecule: messenger RNA, 260 nt
Organism: Diversispora eburnea
Lineage: Eukaryota; Fungi; Glomeromycota; Glomeromycetes; Diversisporales; Diversisporaceae
Source: the annotation of a GenBank genome assembly
UGGCAUUAGCAUUCUGUCCCAAGGAAGAAGGCAAAGAAUAUGUGAAUCAUAUCGAUGAAGAUUCUACAAAUAAUAGGGUAUCUAAUCUCGAAUGGUGUACACUAAAAGAAAACAAUCAACAUUCUUUACAUCUCAGACUUGGACACCAAUAUACUGUCAGGCAGAUUCUUGAUGAUAGAUUUUUUCGAGAAUUUCCAUCCUUAGUUGACGCAGAAAACGUAACUAAAGUUAAAUAUUCUAAUAUCUGGAAGAUAUGUUGA